This is a messenger RNA of Micromonas commoda, 708 nucleotides long. RefSeq lists its product with no specific name. The record is from RefSeq and is a predicted model, not a curated record. Gene Ontology annotation, biological process: tRNA methylation; RNA (guanine-N7)-methylation. NCBI's taxonomy places the organism in Eukaryota, Viridiplantae, Chlorophyta, Mamiellophyceae, Mamiellales, Mamiellaceae. Bases 1 to 708 code for a protein of 235 amino acids. The transcript is spliced from 2 exons. Gene Ontology annotation, molecular function: tRNA (guanine(46)-N7)-methyltransferase activity. Gene Ontology annotation, cellular component: tRNA methyltransferase complex.
AUGGAGGACUCCGUGUUCGCCGAGCUGGAGCUCGCGGAGGCGGCGCAGAAAGUCGGCGGCGUCCGCGUGAGGCAGCACGUCAACCCGCUGAAGGCGAGCCUGCAGAGCCAGGCGCCCGUGCCCGCAUGGACCGAUGUAUACGCAUCCACCGCGAGACCCCUGGUUGUCGAUAUCGGGUGCGGCGGCGGUCGGUUCGACCUCAUGAUGGCGAAGAAGUACCCCGAGACGAACUUUUUGGGCGUCGACAUUCGCGCUCCACUCGUCGAGCGCGGCAACAAGUGGGGCGAGUACGCCGGGGUGGUUGACAACCUCCACUUCGCUGAGUGCAACGCCACAGUCUCCAUGGGUAAAUGGCUCAAGUCCUACGCCGAGGACUGCGGCUCCAAGGUGGAGACGGUGGCUAUCCAGUUUCCCGAUCCCCACUUCAAGAAGAGGCACCACAAGCGCCGCGUCGUGCAGCCCGCGCUCGUGAGGGCGCUGGCUGAGGGACUCACCCCGGGAGCACGCGUCUUCCUCCAGUCCGACGUCAAGGAUGUCAGCGAGGACAUGCGGGACAAGUUCGAAAGGUUCGGCGCGCACCUCUUCGACCUCGACGCCAGCCUGCACGACAACCCGCUGGGGGUGCCCACGGAGCGCGAGGUGCAGACGACGUCGACCAACGGGAGGUGCUACCGAGUCAUGCUGGUCAGGAACAACACGACCGUGUGA